Messenger RNA from Lathyrus oleraceus (garden pea), 1304 nucleotides. RefSeq names its product serpin-ZX. Bases 87 to 1262 code for a protein of 391 amino acids. The record is from RefSeq and is a predicted model, not a curated record. The transcript is spliced from 2 exons. Gene Ontology annotation, molecular function: serine-type endopeptidase inhibitor activity. Lineage: Eukaryota; Viridiplantae; Streptophyta; Magnoliopsida; Fabales; Fabaceae.
UCAAACUAAGAUACUUUAAACCAUUUCUUUCUUGUUUCUGAAGAAUAGUGUUGGAAAGUUUUAAUAAGUUGAAAAUAAACAAAGAAAUGGAUCUCCGUGAAUCAAUAACGAACCAAACCAACGUCUCCUUCACCAUCGCCAACCAUUUGUUCUCAAAAGUAUCUCACAAGGAAAACAACAUCGUCUUAUCUCCAUUGUCGCUACAAGUCGUGCUAAGCAUCAUCGCUGCUGGCUCUGAGGGUCCCACGCAACAACAGCUUCUUGAAUUCCUCCAAUCCAAAUCCACCCAUCAUCUCAACUCCUUUGCUUCUCAGCUUGUUUCCGUCGUCCUCGCCAACGCAGCUCCCGCCGGUGGACCUCUCCUCUCUUUCGUUAAUGGUGUGUGGAUUGAACAAACCCUUACUCUUCAUUCAUCAUUCAAACAAAUAGUGUCUACUGACUUCAAAGCCAAUUUGUCUUCCGUUGAUUUCCACAACAAGGCUCUUGAGGUGAUUAAAGAAGUGAAUUUAUGGGCUGAAAAAGAGACAAAUGGCCUUAUCAAAGAUCUUCUUCCUCCUCGGUCAGUCAAUAGCUCAACUAGUCUCAUCUUUGCCAAUGCACUCUACUUCAAAGGAGCGUGGAAUCAGAAGUUUGAUGCAUCAGAAACCAAAGAUUACGAUUUUCAUCUUAUGAAUGAUAUUUCAGUUAAAGUUCCCUUCAUGACAAGCAAGAAGAAGCAAUUUAUUAGAGCUUACGAUGAUUUUAAAGUUCUCGGUCUUCCUUAUAAGAAAGGCGAAGAUAAGCGUCAAUUCUCAAUGUACAUUUUUCUACCAAAUUCAAAAGACGGACUUUCAUAUCUGGUUGAGAAGGUGGCUUCUGAAUCUGAGUUCCUAAGACGUAAGCUUCCUCUUGAAAAAGUUGAAGUAGGCGACUUCAGGAUUCCGAAAUUCGCUAUUUCAUUUGGGCUUGAAACUUGUGAUGUACUGAAAGAGUUAGGAUUGGUUUUACCUUUCUCUGAAGGAGGUUUGACAAAAAUGGUGGAUUCUGUAGGGAGUUCAAACCUUUGUGUUUCCAAUAUAUUUCACAAGUCUUUCAUUGAAGUAAAUGAAGAAGGAACUGAAGCUGCUGCGGCCAGUGCUGCGGUUGUACUAAUAAGAGGAACUAUGUAUGUUUCUACUCAACUAGACUUUGUAGCUGACCACCCUUUCUUAUUUCUGAUUAGAGAAGAUUUGACUGGAACAAUCAUCUUUGUUGGACAAGUGCUUAAUCCUCUUGCUGAGUGAUCUCAACCACUCUUGAUGUGGAUAGUAAUACUACUUUAUUGU